AUGAUUAACAAUAACACUACAACUACAGUCGAUCUUAUACAAACAUCAAAAUCACUUAUUGAUGAUCUUAAUUUUGUUUCACAAAAUAUUCUUAUUUAUUUACCAUUGACCUUUUUAAUCUUUGGUCUUAUUGGAUUUAUUGGAAAUGUUUUUACAUAUCUUCAACCUCAACUUUGUUCAAAUACUUGUUGUAUUUAUUCACUUUGUGGUUCAUUCAUUGAUAUUAUUAAUCUCUGUAUUAAUUCAUUUCCAAAUUAUUUUUCAGGUAAAUAUGGAAUUACUUUACCAUGGUUUACGGUAUCUGGUCUUUGUAAAUUCAGUAUCUUUCUCUUGGGAUUUCUUCCAUAUUUAUCAAUAAGCUUUUUAUGUAUGGCUAUUAUUGAUCGAUUUGCCAUAACGUGUGAUCAUACAUCAUCCGUUCGUCGAAUCACUCAACUUCGAAAAGUACCAUGGAUGAUUAGUCUUACUGUUCUCACAAGUGGUCUUUUUACAUUGUAUGCUCCUCUUCAUCAUGGUCUUGUACCUAUAAUUGGUUGCGCAUCGACAAAUCCAACGUUAACAGGUAUAGCAUAUAUUAUUUUUAGCGGUUUACUUCAACCAAUAACAAUGAUAACAUUUGUUUUACUUACUUAUCGAAAUGUUCUUCGAAGUCGUGGACGAGUUGGUGACACAGCUCAAACAAAUGGACGAAAUCUUCGAAAUCAAUUUAUUGUAACUAUAUUUGCACAAAUUUUAGUAACAAGCUUCAUUUCUAUGCAAUGGGUUAUAACGUAUAUGUAUUUUACAUUUACUCUGAGUUAUCCGAGAACUUUUGUAGAAUUCUCGAUUGUUUUGUUUGUUUUUAAUCUUAGUAAUAAUUUUUAUUACUUGAAUAAUGUUAAAGCAUUUUAUAUUUCAAUCUUAACAUCUCGUGUAUUUAGAAAAACACUUUUUGAUGGUUUAAAAAAUUUAUAUCGUCGUCAUAUAAGACAACAAAUGAAUGUGUCGAUGGUUAACCCUUUUACACAAACUAGAGAUAUAAACUAA
Molecule: messenger RNA, 1026 nt
Organism: Adineta steineri
Lineage: Eukaryota; Metazoa; Rotifera; Eurotatoria; Adinetida; Adinetidae
Source: the annotation of a GenBank genome assembly